This is a messenger RNA of Boeremia exigua, 3038 nucleotides long. Its product is annotated as 26S proteasome non-ATPase-like protein regulatory subunit 2. The record is from RefSeq and is a predicted model, not a curated record. Gene Ontology annotation, cellular component: proteasome regulatory particle, base subcomplex; proteasome storage granule; nucleus. The transcript is spliced from 6 exons. Lineage: Eukaryota; Fungi; Ascomycota; Dothideomycetes; Pleosporales; Didymellaceae. The coding region runs from base 180 to 2870 and encodes 896 amino acids. Gene Ontology annotation, biological process: proteasome-mediated ubiquitin-dependent protein catabolic process; regulation of protein catabolic process. Gene Ontology annotation, molecular function: enzyme regulator activity.
CCACCCAGCAUAUCGCCGCACAUCCCCCGCCACCCAGUCGCGUCUCGCACCUCUCCCUUUCCACUACCCAAUCCAGCACACCGCCUGGACGGAUCACACCGCGACCGCUCUUUCCCACACGUCGUUACCCGCCGCCCGUCCGCCUCGCCGCCUGCGCUAGCUGCCAUUUCGUAAUCACCAUGGCGAAGGACGACGAGAAGAAGCCCACCGCCGCCGACAAGGGCAAGGGCAAGGCAGUCAACGGCGAUGCCGAGAAGAAGGAGGACACAAAGGCCGAUGGCAAGGACAAGAAGGUCGAGACAACUGGCGAGGAGCUCAGUGAAGAAGACCAGCAGCUGAAGAGCGAGCUGGACAUGCUGGUGGAGAGGAUACUGGAAUCCGACGCCAGCCUCUACAAACCGGCACUCAACCAGAUCAAGGAGUUCAUCAAGACAUCGACGAGCUCCAUGACAGCAGUGCCCAAGCCACUCAAGUUCCUCCGACCCCACUACGAGAGCCUCGAGAAGCAGUACGCGUCAUGGCCAGAGGGCGAGGACAAGCAAUCGUUUGCCGACAUGCUCUCGGUCCUCGGAAUGACGUACUCGGACGAGGAGCGCCUCGACUGCCUGAAGUACCGCUUACACGCGCCGUCUUCAGAUCUCGGCUCGUGGGGCCACGAGUACAUGCGCCAUCUUGCGCUCGAAAUUGGCAGAGAGUUCCAGAACAGGAUGAACGACGACAAGUCCACGGACGAUGUGACUGACCUUGGCGCCAGCCUCGUUCCCUUCUUCCUGAAGCACAACGCCGAGGCCGAUGCGGUGGACAUGCUCUCCGAGCUGGAGCUGAUCGAUCAGAUUGAGUCGCACAUUGACGAAGACACAUAUGCGCGAGUCUGCUUGUACAUGGUCGGUCUCGUACCGCUGCUCACCUACCCCGAUAACGAGAAGUUCCUCCGCACCGCAUACAGCAUCUACCGCAAAUACAACCAGUACACACAGGCUGUCGCAUUGGCGAUACGCUUGAACGACCGCGACCUGAUCGAGGAGGCGUUCAACUCGACAAAGGACAAGUCCAUCCGAAGACAGAUGGCUUUCCUUAUUGCGCGACAGCGCAUUUGGUUUGAUGUAUCAGACGAUGACGAUGCGGAGCUGCAAGAGUGCUUGAACAACUCCAGGUUACCAGACCACUUCAAAGCGCUGGGCAAGGAGCUUAACAUUCUCGACCCCAAGACUCCGGACGACAUCUACAAGACACAUCUGGAGAGCAGCCGGACGGCAGGCCUGACCAACACUGACUCGGCGAGGCACAAUCUUGCGUCGGCGUUUGUCAAUGCAUUCGUCAACACCGGCUACGGCAACGACAAGCUCAUGCUCAACUCUGACAGCAAGAGCAGCUGGGUCUGGAAGACCAAGGAAGAGGGCAUGCUGUCCACCACAGCGUCCUUGGGUAUGCUGAUGUUGUGGGACGUCGAGACUGGUCUCGAUAAGAUCGACCCGUACACGAACGUUGACGACGACAUGGUCAAGGCUGGUGCUAUGCUUGCCACUGGUAUCUUCAACUCCGGCGUGCGCAUGGACUCCGACCCUGCGCUGGCCCUGUUGGGUGACGAGGACAAUCUGGCGCAUAAGAACAAGAACAUCCGUCUGGCCUCCAUUAUGGGUCUUGGUCUCGCGUAUGCUGGCUCCAAUAAGGAGGAGCUUCUUGAGCUUCUUCUGCCUAUUGUUAGUGACACAAGUCUGGAUAUGCAGCUCUCGGCGAUGGCGGCGUUGUCUCUUGGUCUGAUCUUCGUUGGUUCGGCCAACGGUGAGGUCACAGAUGCGCUGAUGAACACCCUCCUGGACGAGGACCGAUCGAGCCAGCUCAAGGACAAGUGGACACGCUUCAUGUCGCUUGGUCUUGCGCUCCUCUUCUUCGGCCAACAGGAGGAGGUCGACGUCAUUCUGGAGACCCUGAAGGCGCUCGACCACCCCAUGGCGAAGUCUGCCUCGGUCCUGACCGAGGUCUGCGCCUGGGCUGGCACCGGUGCCGUUCUGAAGAUCCAGCAGUUGCUCCACAUCUGCAACGAGCACAUUGAGGACGACAGCGACGAGAAGCAGGGCGACGAACUGCUUCAGUCGUAUGCCGUUAUUGGUCUGUCACUGGUGGCGAUGGGUGAGGAUGUCGGCCAGGAAAUGAUCCUCCGCACUCUGGGCCACCUGAUGCACUACGGCGAGGCCAACAUCCGGAAGGCUGUUCCUCUUGCUCUGGGUCUUAUCAGCCCCAGCAACCCGCAGAUGAAGAUCUACGACACACUAUCACGAUACUCCCACGACAAUGACAACGAUGUCGCGAUCAAUGCCAUCUUCGCCAUGGGUCUGUGUGGUGCUGGUACCAACAACGCUCGUCUUGCACAGCUGCUCCGACAGUUGGCGAGUUACUACCACCGUGACCCCAACGCGCUCUUCAUGGUGCGCAUUGCACAGGGUCUCCUGCAUAUGGGCAAGGGCACACUUUCGGCCAACCCCUUCCAUACCGACCGCCAGGUACUCUCGCGCGUCGCAGCCUCUGGCCUGCUGACCGUCCUCGUCUCCCUGAUCGACGCCAAGUCGUUCAUCGUCGGCGACUCACAUUUCCUCCUCUAUUACCUUGCCACAGCGAUCUCGCCGCGCUUCCUUAUCACGCUCGACGAAGAGCUCAAGCCGCUCACCGUCAAUGUGCGUGUUGGCCAGGCCGUCGACAUCGUCGGGCAAGCCGGCCGACCCAAGACCAUCACCGGCUGGCAGACACAGAGCACACCCGUGCUGCUUGCGCACGGCGAGCGCGCAGAGCUGGAAGACGAGAAGUACCUCGCUCUGACGAACGUCUUGGAGGGUGUCGUCAUUCUGAGAAAGAACCCCGAGUGGGAAGAGUAAGAAGUUGCACGCGGAGCAAGGAACAUGACGGGAUCUGCAUCAGCUUUUGGGCAUACUAAUAGACUUACGGACACUGCCUGAUUGCGGGCCCGAGCGCCUGCGGUCAAAGGUACACCGCUGUAUGUAUAGAUGUGCAGGCGACGACUUGAAAUGAAAGCAUUUAUACAA